This is a messenger RNA of Ictidomys tridecemlineatus (thirteen-lined ground squirrel), 2600 nucleotides long. RefSeq names its product inducible T cell costimulator ligand (gene Icoslg). NCBI's taxonomy places the organism in Eukaryota, Metazoa, Chordata, Mammalia, Rodentia, Sciuridae. Gene Ontology annotation, biological process: regulation of cytokine production; T cell receptor signaling pathway. The record is from RefSeq and is a predicted model, not a curated record. Gene Ontology annotation, cellular component: external side of plasma membrane. Gene Ontology annotation, molecular function: signaling receptor binding.
CAGGCGGCCGCGCGCUGGCGCUCAGAGGCUCCGCGGCGCCCUGGGAACUGGGAACGCAGUUAGAGCCGGUCUCCGCGGCCCCAGGUCUCCGCGGCCCCACGUCUCGGCGCCCGAGGUCUCGGCGCCCCAGGUCUCGGUGCCCACCAUGCUGCUGAGUCCUGGCCUGCUGUUGCUCCUCCUCAGUGGCCUGCAAGCUGUUAUUGAAGCAGAGGAAAUCAGGGCCCUGGUGGGCAGUGACGUCAAACUCAGCUGCGUCUACCCGGGAACAGGUCGCUUCGACCUAGAUGACCUGUUUGUCUACUGGCAAGUCAGCGAGUCAAACGCAGUGGUGACCUACUACCUCCCCGAGAACAGCUCCACAGGCCUCGAGGACAGCCACUACAAGAACAGGGCACACCUGUCACUGGACAGCAUGCAGCAGGGGGACUUCUCCCUGCACCUGCGCAAUGUCACCCCCCGGGACGAGCAGAAGUUCAAGUGCCUGGUGUUUAGGAAAUCCUUAGAGCUGGGAAGGAUCUUGGAAGCCGUGGUCACACUGCACGUGGCAGCCAACUACAGCAUGCCGGUGGUCAGCACGCCCAGCCGCCCCUCUGCAGAGCAGGAGCUCACCUUCACCUGCGUGUCUACAGACGGCUACCCGAGGCCCAGCGUGUACUGGAUCAACAAGACGGACAACAGCCAGCUGGACAAGGCCCUGCAUAACGACACGGUCUCCCUGAACCAGCGGGGCUUGUACGAUGUGGUCAGCGUCCUGAGGAUCCCUUGGGCGCCCAGCGUGAACGUCGGCUGCUGCAUAGAGAAUGCGCUUCUGCACCAGAACCUCACGGGGGGGACAGAAACCUUCGUGGGACCUGAAGCCAUGGUGACAGACAGCCCAGCGCGUCCCCACCAGGCGGGGAGUGCGGCCGUCCUCAGCACCCUGGCCGUCCUGCUGGCGAUGGUGAUCGUGGCUGUGGCCACAGGCUGCCUGUGCAGAACCAGGUGUCCCCGUCGCAGCUACACAGGUGCGCACCAGGCCCAGCUGUCCACUUCCAGAAUUCGGAAAUGUGCCAGGUUCGUGCGGUAGGAGGAAGAGCCCACAGACCAUGUUUGACAGGAACUCACUGCCCAGGACGGGGACAGGGCUUCUCUGAGGUGCUACUGGGCGGACAUCAUACACAGCUUGGUGACAAAGGGGACAGUGAGCCACCUGCCCAUGUUGUCUGCCAGGACAGGAUCCACCUGGCCAGGAGGGGCCCAAGAGGCUGACCCUGGAGAGACGCCUCAGACACUGCCCCCCCAGAGCGAGGUCCUUCCCAACCGGGCAGCCGCACAAGUGCCCAGGAGCCCGCUGAGCCUCUGCGCUUCAGCACCAGGCUCCUCCCAAACCAGGAACCAGGCACGGGCCUCGCGGGGCACAGGGGUUCCUGAGAGCCAAGGAAGGGCGUUGGGUUUGGAAGGAGGAACGCGCACCUGCCCUUCCAGGAUGACCUCUGUGACCGCCGGAGCACUGAGGGUGUUUGCAGGAGACCUGACCCAGGGCCUACCAGCUGCCGCCCUGCCGGGAGCUCCUGUGUAGUGUGCGUUGUGUGUGCACACCUGUGUGCGUGCGUACGUGCGGGAAGUGGCCAUGCCGGAAGCCCCGGGAGACCCGCUGGACUUCUCUCUCCUCUGGGAUCCCUGCGGAAAGAAUACUGGAUCUGGCCUGUUUUGUCAAAGGCGCCAUCGUCCUCCUCAAGAGACACAGAGGUGGUGUGCUCCAGGGCCCACCUGCCCGGACGAGGGGCCUCCUGGACCUGCCGCUACGCUGGGUACAGGGACCUGUCCCUCUCCUCUCCCCACUCAGCACUCAAAACACACGAGCAGCAGAUGUGGGCUGCACCCCUGUGACCGUCAGAGUCCUGCAGGGGGGCUGCCCAGUGGAGGCCGAGGUCCCCUGCCAGCCACGAGGUCUGUCACAUUCCAGCAGCAAUUCCUCAGAGUCCCCCCCGCCUCCCGGAGGACUCCACAGUGUGAGGCCUCCUGUCCAGUGCCAGUUUCUGCAGCCCGACAGGCCACUCCAUGACAGGCAUCAGCCCUGGCCAAGCCUCCCAGGGCGGCCUCCGUGUGGCUGUCCAGAAUGGAUACAGCAGGCCGCUGUUGCUGGGGGCACACCUGUGUGUGCGUGUGCACUUCCAGGUGAGCCAGGCGUGGCUUCCCCUGAGACACAGGUCUGGCCCCUGGCUGUGGGCAAAUGCCCGCCCUCCUCCUGCCCAGAGCCCCCAACAGCCCCCGUGGCCAGGGCCUGUGUGUCACGUCCACGGUCGCUGGGUGCUAACAGGUGUGUGAGGGGCACACUUCUCACCCAGGCAGAACAAGACCUCACACUUGUGCUCACAGGCCUGUCACAGAGCAUGGUGACGGAGCCACCCACACUUCACCAAAGCAUCAGGGAGUGGGUGUCCACUGUGAAAGAAUGAGGUAGCCGGGUGCGGAGGGACGCCUUGAGCUCCGUGACUCGGAGGCUGAAGCGGGAGGAUCCCAAGUUCCAGGCCAGCAGCUCAGUGAGGCCCUCUCUCAGAAUGAAAUAAAAACGGCUGGGGCGCCGCUCGGGCAGAGCACUGCCCGGUAUCGCAAAAAGA